AGAGAUAAUCACAUACUUACAUCCGUCUUGGUCUAACUGUAACUAUCUCACUCUACAUGACUUGUUUUUAAACCACUACAAUCUUUUUUGUGAGUUAGCAUGCUUGAAUCAAGAACAAGGCAAGGUAACCUUUGAGCGACUAAUACUACUUGACACUUACUCGCAAGCACUGACACUAAAGCUCCUUCUUAAAGGUUACCUUGACCUUAUACACUCUCUCACUUUGAGAACAAAUCAACACACAUUUGCUGACCAGACUUCGUGCUUAAGCGAGUCAGGAAACAAAAACCCCAUCAGCUUCUUUCAC
Molecule: messenger RNA, 307 nt
Organism: Amoebophrya sp. A25
Lineage: Eukaryota; Dinophyceae; Syndiniales; Amoebophryaceae
Source: the annotation of a GenBank genome assembly